Molecule: messenger RNA, 3201 nt
Organism: Rotaria socialis
Lineage: Eukaryota; Metazoa; Rotifera; Eurotatoria; Philodinida; Philodinidae
Source: the annotation of a GenBank genome assembly
AUGUUAGGAUGGGGUGUUAAUUCUCAUGGGCAACUUGGUUUAGGCCCUGCAUCAUUAGCAAGCUUCAUCUCCGUUCCUCGACUUAUACCUUUUUUCGAUGAUCAUAUAUGUAUACAAGUUGCAUGUUCAUUAACGCAUUCACUAUUUUUACUUUGUGACGGAACUGUUUGUUCUGCAGGAAAUAAUGAAUAUUCACAGUUGGGCAGGGAAGGACGAACGACAAUACCAGAAAAAGUGAUAUUACCACAAAGUGAGGAUGCUGUGCAAAUAGCAUGUGGACAAUAUUUUUCAAUGUGUCUUACAUCAAAUGGAAAUAUUGUCGUAUGGGGUUCUAUUAGUGGAAAAAUAACAAAUGACGAUGGUUUCUUUUAUUCUAAACCUGAAUGCCUGAAGGGAUUUGAUAAUAGACGAGUAAUACAAAUUGCUGCAGGAUAUACUCAUUGUCUAGGAUUAACUGAUGAUGGUACUGUCUAUGCCAUAGGAAUUAACGCUCAUGGACAACUUGGAUUAGGAAAUUCUAAAGAUUAUAAACUUGCUACUCCAAUCACAUGUUUACGUGGCUGUCCUAUUGUAUAUAUCGCGUGUGGUGCUUAUCAUUCAUUGAUAAUAUCUAAGAGCGGAACAGUUUUUACGUGUGGCCUCAAUUCAGCUGGCCAAUUAGGUCUAGGCGAUACUGAUACUCGUGCAUGGCCAAGUAAUAUAAAAGGAUUACAACAACAAAAAGUGACAUAUGCUGCAUGUGGAGAAAAACAUUCAGUAGUUGUUACGCUUGAUGGUGGAGUAUUUUCAUUUGGAUGUGGUAUUCACGGACAACUUGGGCAUAAUUCAACAAAUGAUGAAUUGUUACCAAAAAAAAUUUCUGAAUUAAUGGGUUCACAAGUGACACAAAUAGCGUGCGGCAGAUCUCAUACCGUUAUAUUUCUUCCCAAUGUUGGUCAAGUAUCGGUAUUUGGUUUGGCUUGUGUAGGUCGUCACGACACUAAAAUAACAUCUUAUAUCACCAUACCACAAAAGUUACCGAUACAAUUUUUACCAUAUAAAACUAUGGAACAGCUUGAAAAACAAGCGUCACAUGAUAAUGUUCGAUCGCUCUCAUUGCAGAAAUCUAGGCAAGAUGACAUAGAAGCCAUUCAUCAAGACAUGCAAGUACUAGGAAUUUAUGCUGGCGGUCAUCAUACAUUUGUUCGAAUUUCCUAUCACGCACAACAUCCAGAUGAUUAUCGUAUUUAUUGCAUGAAACGUCCAAUUCUUGAAUUAACACUUGAGUUUGCAAAAUGGCUUCAUCAUGCUCCUGAAUCUGUAGGAGCAAUGGCAGCUGUUAAACGAAAACUAUCUCGCAUGUUUAAUACUGAAGCAUGUUUAAAUGGUUCAUUUUUAGCUCUGCCAGAUACACAUUUCCGCACAUCACCAAACAAUCCCGGUAUAGAUCUAGAUCAAGUUAUAGCUGUGAUGGAAAAACUACGCUCAUGUGAUUCAACAAUUCAAGCAUGGUUAUUUGAACAUAUUCAAUCGAUACUUCUUGCACUACCUGAAGCAGCUCCGUGCUUUGAAGCAUUGCGCAUUUAUCUCAUUUUGCCAUUUUGUCAUAUAUUUGAAAACGAAGAACUACUCGAAACAGUAGCAGCUCCGUUUGCUCAAGCAACUACGAGUUUAAAACAAAAAUUUGAUGGUCGAGUAUUGGAUUAUUGGAUUUUAAGUGUUGGACGACCCUUUAUUGAAAGGAUUCUCGAAAUAUACAAACCUCUUGUGAUCAAAAUUAUUCGAAUUCUUCCAUCAUUGUCAUCAUUACGUACGCAGGAAUAUCAAAUACUUUUAAGAGCCAUAUUAGAAUUGCUUAAAAAAGUGCACAAUGUUUCAUGCAAUAUGGCAAAACCGGAAUUAUUAACGUACGACGCAUUUUAUAUGAAAGAACUUAAUGAUUCAAUUGACCUCAAACAUGACUACGAUUAUUGGCGGCUGCAUCAACAAACAGGAGAUCGAAAACUAAUUUCUUUCUGUGAAUAUUCAUUUCUAUUUGAUCUGAAAGCAAAAAUUUUUUUACUUCAAUAUAAUGGACAACUUGAAAUGCAAGAAGCAAUUAAAAAUGCAUUUUUAUAUAAUUUUGAAACCAUGAUGGGUGCACAUUUCGAUACAGUUAAUCCUCUACUUGUAUUGCAUAUUAAUCGUAACAAUAUUGUUCAAGAUACAAUAAACCAAUUGGAUAAACAAAAAGAAGAAAAUUUUAAAAAGCCAUUACAAGUCUAUUUUCUAAAUGAAGAAGGCCUGGAUGCUGGAGGGAUACGCAAAGAAUUUUUUCUUUUAUUAACGAAAGAAAUAUUGGAUCCAAAAUAUGGCAUGUUUACUGUUUAUGAUGAAACAAAUACCAUUUGGUUUUCUGAACAUACUGCUGAAGAUGAAACAAUGUUUAAAUUAAUUGGAACACUUUGCGCAUUAGCCGUUUACAAUGUAACAAUUAUUGAUCUUCCAUUUCCGUUAGCGUUAUAUAAAAAAUUAUUAAACAAAGGAAAAAUUGAUCUUGACGACAUGAAAUCAUUAUCACCGACGAUAUAUCUAAGUCUUAAAUCAUUGUUAAAUUAUACAGAAGAUGAUCUUGAAAGUGCGCUUUGUUUUGCAUUUGUUAUUGAACGUGAUUGUUUUGGUGAAACACGUGAAAUUGAAUUAAAACCAGGCGGUUCAUCUAUAAUGGUAAAUCAAGCAAAUAAACGUGAAUAUGUUGAUUUAUAUGUUGAUUAUAUAUUCAAUAAAUCAUGUGAAAUGCAAUUUCAAGCUUUUUCAACUGGCUUUCGUCGUGUUAUCAAUUCGAAACCGUUAGAGUUAUUUUAUCCGGAUGAAUUGAUGUCAUUUGUGGUUGGCAAUACACACUAUGAUUGGAAUGAAUUUCAAAAGAAAACCGAAUACAAAGGUGAAUAUCAUGCUAAUCAUCGUGUUAUCCAGUGGUUUUGGCAAGUAUUUCAUAAAAUGAAUGAAAUUGAAAAAAAGAAAUUUCUUUUAUUUCUUACCGGUUCUGAUCGAGUUCCUGUCUUCGGAUGGAGUCAAACAUUACCAAUGACAAUUCAAAGAAGUCAUACCGACGAUAUUCAUCUACCUGCUAGUCAUACAUGUUUCAACAUUCUUGAUUUACCAACGUAUUCUUCAAAGGAAAUUCUAAAAACUAAAUUACUCGAAGCCAUUCAGCAUAAUCAAGGGUUCAAUCUGGUUUAA